Messenger RNA from Selaginella moellendorffii, 1436 nucleotides. Its product is annotated as phosphoribosylaminoimidazole-succinocarboxamide synthase, chloroplastic. Gene Ontology annotation, biological process: 'de novo' IMP biosynthetic process. Gene Ontology annotation, cellular component: chloroplast stroma; cytoplasm. The record is from RefSeq and is a predicted model, not a curated record. The transcript is spliced from 12 exons. The coding region runs from base 38 to 1168 and encodes 376 amino acids. NCBI's taxonomy places the organism in Eukaryota, Viridiplantae, Streptophyta, Lycopodiopsida, Selaginellales, Selaginellaceae. Gene Ontology annotation, molecular function: phosphoribosylaminoimidazolesuccinocarboxamide synthase activity.
GUUAGGGUUUAGGGGUUUGCGGCGAGAGCCUGGCGGAAUGCGCUCUCCCGAUUUCUCGAUCUCUCUCUCGAUGCCUCCAGCGGCGCUCGCCAGUGGCACGGGCGCCGCUUCUCUUGCUCUGCGCUCGAGGAAUUUGUGCUGCGCGGCGACCGCGGGCGUGGAUUUGAAGAGCGCGGUCUCUCGCCCCGAGAUUUCGCAGGCGAUUCGAGAGGCUGUGCCACAUUGUCUCACAGAGACGAGGCUGGACGAGACUGUUCCUGGAUUGGGUCCUAAGCGGCGAGGAAAGGUGAGAGAUGUGUAUGAAACAAAGGAUCAUUUGGUAAUCGUAACCACUGAUCGAAUGAGCGCGUUUGAUCGAGUUUUGGCUUCGAUUCCCUUCAAAGGACAGGUCCUGAACCAGACAAGCGUUUGGUGGUUUAAUAACACAAGACACAUCACUCCAAAUGCCUUUGUUUCGGCUCCUGAUCCCAACGUCACCAUUGCAAGGAAAUGUGCAGUGUUUCCGGUGGAGUUCGUUGUCCGAGGUUAUAUCACUGGAAGCACGAGCACGUCGCUGUGGACAGUUUACAACCAAGGCAUCCGGUAUUAUUGCGGGAACGAUCUCCCUGAAGGGCUGAUAAAAAACCAGCGUCUCGAUUAUCUCAUGCUCACUCCGACUACAAAGUCUGACGAUCAUGAUCGGCCAAUUUCCGGCGAAGAGAUUGUGGAGCAAGGCCUGAUGUCCGAGGCUGACUAUAAAAGCGUUUCCAGUAAAGCUCUUGCGCUUUUUGCUUAUGGCCAGGAAGUUGCCUUGAAGCACGGCUUGCUGCUUGUAGAUACGAAAUAUGAGUUUGGGAAGAUGGCAGAUGGAUCAAUAUGUUUGAUUGACGAGGUGCACACGCCUGACUCGAGCCGAUAUUGGAUCGCUGGAUCAUAUGAGGAGCGAAUGAAACAGGGUCUGGAGCCUGAAAACAUUGACAAGGAGUUCCUUCGACUCUGGUUCAAGGACAAUUGCAAUCCUUACAAAGACAAGGUUCUCCCGGACGCUCCAGUCGAACUAGUGACUGAACUCGCAUGGAGAUACAUCCAUUUGUACGAGACAAUCACUAGCGAGAAAAUGAUAGUCCCCGAGAAAGCCGAGGAGGACGCUCACGAGAGGAUCACGAGGAGCGUCAUUCAAGCAUUAUGAACGUGCAGAGAAGUCCCCGGCGUACGCUUUGCAAAGAAUCUCCCUUUUUUUUUUUAACUUUUUCUUUGUCUCUUGACGUGAACUCAAUCAAGCUUGCUCGCUGCCUUGCAGUCACAGCCAACCAAAACCGAUCGAUUGAGCCAAGAAAACGAAUAAGUCCACCAAUGCGGCCUUUUGUCGCAUUACACAUACGUAUGAAUACAUCUCUCCCCCUCCAAUCUGUACACUGUUAUUCCUGCUAGAGUAGAAUGGUUUUGAUUGACUCUUC